GAACUUCUGCAUUUCUGAACAACAAAAGAAAAAAAGACAGUGUACAGUCUACUAGUCUACACAGCCUCGUGUCUCUGUGUUCAUGUACACCAGCCGUGUGCCUAAUGGAGUCCAAAGUGGUGCUGAAAAACAGAAACCGGACCAGACACCAAGAAGGUCAGUGCACUUCCAUGCCUCCUCCACAGUUGGGGAAAUUUGAACUAGUGGCUGGAAAUGGGACCAGUGUUGGCACAGUGAUGACCUUAAUUUGCCCUCUUAAUCAUCGUGCCAUCAGCGGUGGCCGGAUUACCUGUGUGCAGGAAAGUAACAUCACAGAAUGGAGCGGGGGUAUCCCAGCAUGUAGAUUGGUCACACAUAUAGAAGGCUUCCGUCUGGCUUUGUUUCUGUCCAUCGUCAGCACAGCCAUCAUAAUGUUGAUGAGCAUAUUCUUCAUCACUUCAUGGUUGCUGGAGCGUUUGAAGAAGGAGGAACUGAGGCGACUAGAAAGGGAAAGAAAGGAGGAAACUGAAAGACUUUGGCACCACUUAGAUGCAGAGGAACAGAGAGAAUAUUUAUAUGCUCAUGAUAGCAAUAUCAACAACAACAACAACAACAACAACAACAGCAAUAGACAAGCACAACAUCCAAGGUGUCAUAAAAAAAACUACCCUGACCCUUUACCCAUCCACCACUCGCAGAGUACUGUAAGACAAAUGCCCCCCCUACCUCCCUGUGUUUAACCAGACACAUUAAUUGUCCAUUACAACCGCAAACUUUCAUCACAAUUUCCUCUUGUUCUCUGUGGGGAGAUAUGACUCUAACUUGGAACAAUCACCAUGGAACUGAGCCAAACCGACAGCAUCAGGCACACAGGAGGGUCAGGUCUCUACUGAGACUGGAAAGACACUGGAGGAGCCACUUUGAAAAGGAUAACGCACACAUGCACCACAAAUCUGGGCUGUAUCAGCAUAAAGAUUGUUCUACAGAAAUUAUUGAUGAACCAGAUUUAUACUUGAUUGAUUAAAAAUCUAUACAUCUAUUGUUAUGAACUGGCAACAAGCCAUUAGCCAUUAGCUUGCCAUUAGCUGAGAAUGAAUAUGUGCGUUAAAACACAACGACAAGAAGGACAACCUGAAAAAAAUCCAAUGAUCAGAUAUUUUUACAUUAGCUGCCAUCAAUUUUACCUAAUAUAUGACUGCAAUUAUUAUAAUUUUUCUUAUAUGUUUUUGUACUGAACUUUAUUUUAAGAAACAUUUCAAUGUACUCUUAUACAUAAAGUAUACUAAUUAUCAUUGCUGGGUCGUUACAAUGAAAUUUGUAUCGUUUAGUUUGUAAUUGUUAAGCCAUGUGAUGAAAAGUUGAUAUUUGGGCAUCGUAAAAAAAUACAGUGAGAAACAUAGACUUUCUUGUAAUUACAAGGUCUCAUGAGUAAGUGUCCACAAACUUUGGAGUAUGUGACCAAAAUAAAAUAAGGUAAUAGUAGUAUAUUACUAUCAGAGCAAAGGUGUGGUAUACUGAUAGAUGUGACAUCUUGAAACUAAUUCAUCUGUGUGUAUAUACAUUAUAUAUAUUCUAUAUUUUGGAAAGAUUGAUUAAAACUAGUCAUUAAUACAGAA
Molecule: messenger RNA, 1595 nt
Organism: Tachysurus fulvidraco (yellow catfish)
Lineage: Eukaryota; Metazoa; Chordata; Actinopteri; Siluriformes; Bagridae
Gene: susd3
Product: sushi domain-containing protein 3
Exons: 5
Coding region: 105-719 (204 amino acids)
Cellular component (GO): plasma membrane
Source: RefSeq, a predicted model, not a curated record